GCGGACCGGAGGAGAUAAGAAGGAGGCGCUAAUGUUUGCUCUCUGGGUUGAAGGGGCGAGGGAACCAGAGGCGAGGAGUCUGGGCCAUCAGCGACCCGCCAAGACUUGAACUAGCCGCGGCGGCGUCCGGAGUGGCUCCUGGGGGUGCAGCCGCCGCCGGGGGACGGAGUGCCAGGCCCAGCGGCCCGCUUCCCUUUGUGUCCAGGGGCAGGGGCCACGGGAGGGCGGCCCGCUGGCCGGGCCUCCCCUCGGCACGCCGGGCUGUGGGGUCCGGCUGCGGUGUAGACGCCUACCUCCCCUCCCCUCCAAGGUCCCCGGGGGUCUUCCUGUGUCCCCGUGCUACGGAGACCCAGGCGAGGCGCUUGUGAGACGGGGACUUGCCCUGGAGCACAGGGCACACGGAGAACCUGAAUUCCAUGUCCAAAGCCACUGUGCCAUUCCCUCCAAUCGGCCUUGAUUUCUCAGUCUGUCCCCGCGGGGACGCUCUUCCAGAUAUUUUGGUGCUUUGCCUAUAGCUCAUGGUUGACAGCUCAGACAGAGAAAAAUUUGAGGGAGGAUGGACGCAAAAGCUCGGAACUGUUUGCUUCAAUAUAAAGAAGCUCUGGAAAAGGACAUCAAAACAGCCUACAUCAUGGAUCACAUGAUUGGGGAUGGAGUUUUAACAAUUUCGGAGGAGGAAAAAGUGAAAAACGAGCCUACUCAACAGAAACGGGCAGCUAUGCUAAUUAAAAUGAUACUUAAGAAAGAUAAUUAUUCCUACAUAUCAUUCUAUAAUGCUCUACUACUUGAAGGAUAUAAAGAUCUUGCUGCCCUUCUCCAAGAUGGCAUUCCUGUUGUCUCUUCUUCCAGUGACAAAGAUUCAGGAGGUGGAAUAACUACAUAUGUAAGGACAGUUCUGUGUGAAGGUGGAGUACCACAGCGGCCAGUUGUUUUCGUUACUAGGAAGAAGCUGGUGAAUGCAAUUCAGCAAAAGCUCAUCAAAUUGAAUGGGGAACCGGGAUGGGUCACCAUAUAUGGAAUGGCAGGCUGUGGCAAGUCCGUAUUAGCUGCGGAAGCUGUUCGAGAUCAUUCUCUCUUAGAAGGUUGUUUCUCAAGUGGUGUGCACUGGGUUUCGGUUGGGAAACAGGACAAAUCUGGGCUUCUGAUGAAAAUGCAGAAUCUUUGCACACGGUUGGAUCAGGAUGAGAGUUUUUCCCAGAGGCUUCCACAUAAUAUUGAAGAGGCUAAAGAUCGUCUCCGCAUUUUGAUGCUUCGCAAAUACCCAAGGUCUCUGUUGAUCUUGGAUGAUGUUUGGGAUCCUUGGGUGUUGAAAGCUUUUGAUAAUCAGUGUCAGAUUCUUCUUACAACCAGAGACAAGAGUGUUAUAGAUUCAGUAAUGGGCCCCAAAUAUGUAGUCCCUGUGGAGAGUAGCUUAGGAAAAGAGAAAGGCCUUGAAAUUUUAUCCCUUUUUCUUAAUGUGAAGAAAGCAGAUUUGCCAGAACAAGCUCAUAGUAUUAUAAAAGAAUGCAAAGGUUCUCCCCUUGUAGUGUCUUUAAUUGGUGCCCUUUUACGUGAUUUUCCCAACCGCUGGGACUACUACCUCAGACAGCUUCAGAAUAAGCAAUUUAAGAGAAUAAGGAAAUCUUCAUCUUACGAUUAUGAGGCUCUGGAUGAAGCCAUGUCUAUAAGUGUGGAAAUGCUCAGAGAAGACAUCAAAGAUUAUUACACAGACCUUUCCAUCCUUCAGAAGGAUGUGAAGGUCCCUACAAAGGUGUUAUGUAUUCUCUGGGACCUGGAAACAGAAGAAGUUGAAGACAUACUGCAGGAGUUUGUUAAUAAAUCUCUCUUAUUUUGUGAUCGGAAUGGAAAGUCAUUUCAUUAUUAUUUACAUGAUCUUCAAGUAGAUUUCCUUACAGAGAAGAAUCGCAGUCAGCUUCAGGAUCUACAUAAGAAGAUGAUCACUCAGUUUCAGAGGUAUCAUCAGCCACAUACUCUUUCACCAGAUCAGGAGGACUGCAUGUAUUGGUACAACUUCCUGGCAUAUCACAUGGCCAGUGCCAAUAUGCACAAAGAACUUUGUGCUUUAAUGUUUUCUUUGGAUUGGAUUAAAGCAAAAACAGAACUCGUGGGCCCUGCUCAUCUGAUUCAUGAAUUUAUGGAAUACAGGCAUAUAUUGGAUAAAAAGGAUUGUGCGGUCUGUGAGAAUUUUCAAGAGUUUUUAUCUUUAAAUGGACACCUUCUUGGACGGCAGCCAUUUCCUAAUAUUGUACAGCUGGGUCUCUGUGAACCUGAAACUUCUGAGGUUUAUCAGCAAGCUAAGCUGCAGGCCAAGCAGGAGGUCGAUAACGGAAAGCUUUACCUGGAAUGGAUAAACAAAAAAAACAUCAAGAAUCUCUCCCGCCUAGUUGUCCGCCCCCAUACAGAUGCUGUUUACCAUGCCUGCUUCUCUCAGGAUGGUCAGAGGAUAGCUUCUUGUGGAGCUGAUAAAACCUUGCAGGUGUUCAAGUUUGAAACAGGAGAGAAACUUCUAGAAAUCAAGGCUCAUGAGGAUGAAGUGCUUUGUUGUGCAUUCUCUAUGGAUGACAGAUUUAUAGCAACUUGCUCAGUGGAUAAAAAAGUGAAGAUUUGGAAUUCUGUGACUGGGGAACUAGUGCAUACAUAUGAUGAGCACUCAGAGCAGGUCACCUGCUGCCAUUUCACCAACAACAGUCAUCAUCUUCUCUUGGCCACUGGGUCAAGUGACUCAUUUCUCAAACUCUGGGAUUUGAAUCAAAAAGAAUGUCGAAAUACCAUGUUUGGCCACACAAAUUCAGUCAAUCACUGCAGAUUUUCACCAGAUGAUAAGCUUUUGGCUAGUUGUUCAGCUGAUGGAACGUUAAAGCUUUGGGAUGUAAGAUCAGCAAAUGAGAAGAAAAGCAUUAAUGUGAAGCAGUUCUUCCUGAACUCAGAGGACCCCCCCGAGGAUAUGGAAGUCAUAGUGAAGUGCUGCUCCUGGUCUGCUGAUGGUGCUAGGAUAAUAGUGGCGGCAAAAAAUAAAAUCUUUCUUUUUGACAUUCAUACCAGUGGCCUUUUGGCAGAAAUCCACACAGGCCAUCAGAGCACCAUCCAGUACUGUGACUUCUCCCCUCAAAACCACUUGGCUGUGGUGGCUUUGUCCCAAUACUGUGUAGAGCUGUGGAAUAUCGACUCAUGUCUAAAGGUAGCUGAUUGCAGAGGACAUUUAAGUUGGGUUCAUGGAGUGAUGUUUUCUCCUGAUGGAUCAUCAUUUUUGACAUCUUCUGACGACCAGACAAUCAGGCUCUGGGAGACAAAGAAAGUCUGUAAGAACUACGAUAUAGUGUUAAAGCAAGAAGUAGAUGUUGUGUUUCAAGAAAAUGAAGUGAUGGUUCUUGCAGUUGACAAUAAAAGACGUCUACAACUCAUUAAUGGAAAGACAGGUCAGAUUGAUUAUCUGACUGAAGCUCAAGUGAGUUGCUGUUGCUUAAGCCCGCAUCAUCAGUAUGUUGCCCUUGGAGAUGAAGAUGGAGCCAUUCAGAUUUUAGAACUUCUGAACAACAAAAUCUUCCAGUCCAGAAUUGGGCACAAGAAAGCUGUACGGCAUAUCCAGUUCACAGCCGAUGGGAAGACUCUUAUUUCAAGUUCUGAUGAUUCUGUGAUUCAGGUGUGGAACUGGCAGUCAGAGGAGUAUGUCUUUCUGCAAGCCCAUCAGGAAACAGUGAAAGACUUCAGGCUCCUGGAAGAUUCAAGAUUGCUUUCUUGGUCAUUUGAUGGAACAGUGAAGGUGUGGAGUAUUAUUACUGGAAGAAUGGAAAAAGACUUUGCCUGUCAUCAGGGUACAGUGCUUUCUUGUGAUAUUUCUCUUGAUGUGACCAAGUUUUCGUCUACCUCUGCUGAUAAGACUGCAAAGAUUUGGAGUUUUGAACUUCCUUCCGCUCUCCACGAGUUGAGGGGCCACAAUGGCUGUGUGCGCUGCUCUGCCUUCUCUGUGGACAGUACCCUGCUGGCAACCGGAGACGACAAUGGAGAAAUCAGGAUAUGGAAUGUCUCGAAUGGUGCUCUGCUCCGUCUGUGUGCUCCGAUUACAGAGGAAGGAGCUAGUACCCACGGAGGCUGGGUGACCGACCUUUGCUUUUCUCCAGACAGGAAAAUGCUUGUCUCCGCAGGCGGGUAUCUUAAGUGGUGGAAUGUUGUCACCGGGGAAUCCUCACAGACCUUCUACACACAUGGAACCCAACUUAAGAAAAUACAUGUGUCCACUGACUUCAAAACAUUUGUGACUGUUGAUAAUCUUGGUAUUUUAUAUAUUUUACAGAUUUUAGAGUAAUUGAACUCUUUUUAAUGGAAAAAAAAUUUAGUGAAACUCUGCAUAGGUGUAUCACCUUUUUAUAAAGCUGUGAAUUGUUUUGUAGUAUUGCCUUCAUUAUAGGAGUGUUCGUGGUUGGAUGAAUCCUAUUGAUGUAGCUUUUCCCCAAAUGAAUACACUUUUAAUCUUGUUUUCCAUAAUCAUCAUCAUUAUUAACGAUUUCUCCUUAAGAUGCAAAUGAAAAUGUAAAUACAUACCUUGUUAUAUUGUUGGUAAAAUUUUCUCUUGAUGCGUUCAAAUUGGUUGACAUAAUUAAUGAGAAUUUGCAGGAACUCUGUAUUUUAACACUGUCAGCAUGCAGGCUGAACCUCAGGGUGGCAGCGGCCUGCGUUCUGAACCACACUCACCCCCUGGGAUAGACACAUGGUUCUCCCAAAUACAAUCUUGAAGUUUACUUGCACUCUUUAUUUGCUUUAUAAAUAUCGUGUCUGUGGGCACAGUCGGCAGCAUUUCCUUUAAAUGACUCAAUAAGUGAGUCUUAGAUUUCAGCAGUUCUUUCUAUGAAGCAAAAAUUAUACGUUGGAGAGAAGUAGAGUGUCUGGGCGUUUCCCUCACAUAGCUGAUGGCAGCCCUGCGCCAUCCCUGGGCUCCAGUCGUCCGUCUCUGUGUUGGGCACUGUUCUGCUUUCUGGUUUCUUACAUACUAGACUUCUUACUUAACUAAACUUGACCUUUCUUAAUCCUUAUUUUUUUUCUUUUUUAAAAAGCCGUUGCUUCAUAGCUAAGUGUUAGAAUAAGUAGGGAGGGAGGGACUGCUUUAAAUCAUAAGUUUUAAUAAUAUUUUUCUAAGAAAUGUGAAAUAGUAAACAUAAUUUCCCUCUAAUUCCAUUUCCUCUGGGAUGAAUGGCAUUGUCGGUGCUGUUCUCUUUGUGAAUUUCAAGAGCAUUGUUUAUGGUUUUCUGUACAGUCCACAAGUCACUGUGUCUCUGGGAGAUGUCUUCCCGCCCCAGCUCUCUGCUUCCUGCCUCUCAGUACUUCCUUCUUUCCUCCCUUCCUUUCCCUUUCUGUUCCCUCCCUGGCUAAUCAGGAAAGGUAGCUUUUGACAGGGGGAUGUCAAAAGCUCAUUAGCAUCAGUAACUAGUUCUCUGUGUCCUCCUGAUUAGGAACUUUACUUGAAGCUCAAAUCUAAACAUUUUCCCUGAAAUGUAUUAUUAAGAGCAGUGGAGAUAAAUUAACAAUAGAUGUGGUUCCCAUAUAAAAAAUAACCAAAGUUUUAAGUUUUUUGUUCCUGUCAUAGGAACUCAAUCAAAUGAUGGUUACUAAGAGAUAACCGAUGAACUGGUUUCUAUUGGUGAAUAUCAGAUAUGGUGUGGGUAGGGGGAAUAGACCUCUUCUGAGUAUUUUAGAUUAGACAUUCCCAGCAGCAUAUGACGAAACCAUAAAUACAGCAAGCUAAAUCUCAGUUAAGGAGGUUUUUUUUAAAAAUGGUAAUGGUUUAUAGGCUUACUGUGAUUUAAGCAAAUGUGAUAAAUGAAAAUCUUAAUCUUAUAAAAAGAAAUUUCUAUAAGUGGUAUGUUCUGCUUGGAAAAUCCAAGUCCUAAUUUUGUUUGCAUCCAGUGUAUAGGGCCUCAUCUCAUCUGUAGUUGAGACUACAAAGUAUUAACUUUUGGAAUGAAAAGACGCUGGCUUUUGAAAUAGCACAAUAAAUAUCAGCGUUUAAAAAGGCUUGAUCAGCCCUUGUCUUAAAAAGAAGGAAGAGAAAAACAAGAAGAAAGGUAACAUGGGGCAAGAUGAGGCAACUCAUGUUAAUGGGGCUGCAAAGCUCACAGCAGCUCACUCGCACGGUCAGAGGCGGGUUGUUUCCUAGCUUGCCGGUGAGCUUUGGAAGACCAUUUUUCUGUACUGUAUUUUUUUCUUUUUGUAUUAAAAUUUGCAAUUGACUUUGUACAUAUAAAGAUUUUUUUUAUAUUGUAAUGUCUCUUGUAUGUUUUGAAAACUGUUUUGUAUUU
Messenger RNA from Otolemur garnettii (small-eared galago), 6290 nucleotides. It is a transcript of the gene APAF1, whose product is annotated as apoptotic peptidase activating factor 1. Bases 557 to 4303 code for a protein of 1248 amino acids. Gene Ontology annotation, molecular function: ADP binding; protein binding. Gene Ontology annotation, biological process: apoptotic signaling pathway; regulation of apoptotic process. The record is from RefSeq and is a predicted model, not a curated record. The transcript is spliced from 27 exons. NCBI's taxonomy places the organism in Eukaryota, Metazoa, Chordata, Mammalia, Primates, Galagidae. Gene Ontology annotation, cellular component: apoptosome.